UUUACCGUUUGAUCUUUAUCAGUCAGAAAGUCACUCUAACAAUAUCUCAGUCUUUCAAAAUAAAUCCAUUUCAUGUAUCUAAAUCAAUCAAGAUUUUAGAUACAUAUACAUACUUAUAUAACUUAUAAUUAUGUAUAAUCUCAAACUUGGUUACUAUCUUAAUUAAGACAUUUGCUUCGGAUAUCUUUGUCCAAAAGGAUCGUAUUUGCUUGUUGAUGAGGCAAGUGAGUUGAUAGACGUCGGAACGAUAAAUUAAAUGCCUUCUCUAAAGAUGAAGACGAAGUCAUCGGGAGAAAUUAAGGGUCUUCAUGUGUGUCAAAAAUCAAGCAAGAUAUCCAAGAACUCUUUCUUUUGCUCGAGAAAUGUUCAACAUGAAGCCGAACUUGACACAUUUACUCCUAACAAUCAGGAUGAUUCUUCCCGCGAUAUAUCAAUUAAUCAGGAUAUAAAUAGGGAAAUCAAUUGUUGUGAAAUGGUGGAUGAAAUUGUUCAAGCUCAAAAGCAUCAAUUAUCUUCAAGCGAUGUUGGCAUUGAUUGUUUGAAGGAUCAUACAACGAACUGCUCCUCAACCAUAGAAACAAUUUUCUCACCUAUUUUGGAGUCCAUUGACAAUGAACCAAAUAUCUUUGAUUAUGGAGGUAAACAAUGGAGGGAAAGUGAUAUUGUUUUGCCAUCACACGGAGAUAAUGACGUUGAUGAUAAUAGUAGAAACUCCUUUCAUUGUAACGCGUCAGAUUUUUUCAUAUCAGACAUGAUUGUUUCUAGUUCGUGUAACGCCAUUUCAGGAGCUACAAGUUUACUUGAUUAUGAACGUGACGAAUCAAGCAUAUUCUCUGGUGAUGAAUAUAUGUUACUUCCUUUUGUUGAAGAUAGCAUGGAGAACAACAGUCAUUAUGAAGAUUCAAGCAUAUAUAUGGCGAUCCAUCAAUUAAAAUCCGGCAAUCAGGAAUCUGAUAUCACUUUAUAUCCAGAUUUGGAUUCAGCUGAGUGCUUGGAUCCACAAAUGUUCAUCAGGAAUUUUUUAGACCUUUCAGAAACAUCUACAAGUUCCGGUUCCUCCAUGUCACCCCGGGAAUCACGGGAAACGAAAUCUGUAACAUUAGUACUUGAUCUAGAUGAAACACUGAUCCACUCUUCACUCCAAUAUUGCGACGAUGCAGACUUCACUUUUCCUGUAUUUUCUAGUUUGAAAGAGCAUACUGUGUAUGUGAAGAAGAGACCUUACUUAAUGGCAUUUCUGGAAAGUGUCUCAGAAAUGUUUCAUAUUGUCAUAUUCACAGCCAGUCAAAGCAUUUACGCUAAGAAACUUUUGGAUAUACUGGAUCCCGAUGGAAAAAUCAUCUCUCAUCGAGCUUAUAGAGACUCGUGUAUAUAUGCAGAUGGUAGUUAUACCAAAGAUCUAACAGUGUUAGGGGUUGAUCUAGCCAAAGUUGUCAUAAUUGACAAUUCUCCACAGGUUUUCAGAUUGCAAGUGAAUAAUGGGAUUCCAAUUGAGAGUUGGUUUGAUGAUCCUUCAGAUCGUGCACUAAUUUCAUUACUUCCAUUUUUGGAGAGCCUGGUUGAUGCUGUAGAUGUCCGUCCAAUUAUUGCUAAGAGAUUCGGUUAUACGAAGAUCUCUAAUGGAUCUGUAGUCACUUGCGGUUUUCAUAGAUCGCAAAGAUCCCUCUAUGCCCUGACUUGCCCUGUGUUGCUUCUAUUAUCGUACGAAAUUGGGGAAGUAUAUGACAGUUUUGUAAUAUAUUCACCUUUAUACAUUUAUAGAGCAGAGAUAUGUAUAAGUGUACAUCAAGGUGUAGUUGAAUUAUAUCAUCCGAUUUAUGUAUCUGUUGAUUACAUGAGUAGUAUUCAGUUCAUGUUACUAGAUGGUAAUGUAUUGAUGGUCACAGGUUUAAAAUGGCUCUCCUCUUUUGAGGUUUGCCUAUGUGUUGACAUGGACUUGUAGCAAAUACAUGUUUGUGGCAUAGUUCUUUUU
Messenger RNA from Erigeron canadensis, 1972 nucleotides. RefSeq lists its product as uncharacterized. NCBI's taxonomy places the organism in Eukaryota, Viridiplantae, Streptophyta, Magnoliopsida, Asterales, Asteraceae. Gene Ontology annotation, molecular function: phosphoprotein phosphatase activity. The record is from RefSeq and is a predicted model, not a curated record. Bases 257 to 1942 code for a protein of 561 amino acids. The transcript is spliced from 8 exons.